CAUAUAUCCACAUCCGUCAAGCGAAUCUUUCAUACUGACGCUCGUCAUCGUCUUGGUCGUUCUUCUAAGGUCUCCCGGACCGCCCAUCCCGUUCCCCGUGUCAGCUGGUAUGGCUAUCGAUAGCCUACACACAUAAGUAUGCCUCGCUCGUGUCGCGCGCUCGGUGAAGUUCCCCAUCAUGUCCUCCCAAAGCCAAGCCCUAGGCGGCCGCGUCGCUGUCGUCGGCUGCGGAAGCCGCGCGGCCAUGUUCGUGCGUGGCGUCGUCGCACGAGCGUCCAGUCAGGUGGUCGCGUUCUGCGAGCCUAACUCUAAGCGCGCGGCGUACUACAAUGAUCUUCUGACUGAACUUGGGGCACCGACGGUUUCUGUGUAUCUUCCCGAUCAGUUUGAAGAGAUGCUUUCGAAGGAGAAGGUCGAAAUAGUGGUCAUCACCUGCGUCGACGCGUUGCAUGAUUUGUACAUCGUACCAGCUCUUAAGGCAGGAGUCAAAGUGCUAACCGAGAAGCCCAUGACGACGGAUAUCGAGAAGUGCCGUCGCAUACUGCAGACGGUGAAGGACACGAACAAUCAUGUCACUGUGGCCUUCAACUACAGAUAUAAUCCUGUGCACGAGCUCGUCAAGCGUACUAUUGCAGACGGAAAGAUUGGCCAAGUCCUCUCCGUCCACUUCGAAUGGCUGCUAGACACCGUUCACGGCGCUGACUACUUUCGCCGCUGGCACCGCCAGAAGACGAACUCCGGCGGGCUCAUGGUGCACAAAUCCGGCCACCACUUCGACCUCGUCAACUGGUGGAUCAACUCCGAGCCCGAAGCCGUCGCGGGAAUGGGCAAGCUCGGGUUUUACGGCGAGGAAAAUGGCAAGCGACACGGAUGGGCGCGCGACUACGUCCGCGCACGGGGGAGCGAGGAGGCGAAGAAGGACCCCUUUGCGAUUCACCUCGAGAAGGACGAUACGCUCAAGCGUAUAUACGCGGAUGCGGAGGAAGAGGACGGGUAUCAUCGCGACCAGAAUGUCUUCGCGCCUGAUAUCGGUAUUGAGGACGACAUGGGCGUGAUGGUGCGCUACAAGUCCGGCGCAAUCAUGACUUACCACUUGACCGCAUACUCCCCAUGGGAAGGCUACCGCGUCGCCUUCAACGGUUCGCACGGCCGCCUCGAGCUCGACGUCGUCGAAUCCCAAUACCGCCUCGCUGAAGACCAAGACACCCUCGGCGGCCUCAUCCACGGCACCGAGGCCCUCCCCCGCGCAGGGGGCGCCACCGUGACCCUUCAGCGCCUCUGGGGAAGGCCCGAGCGGUUACCCAUUGAGGUUGACCACUCCGCGCACGGCGGCGGGGACACGCGAAUGCUCAACGUCCUUUUCGGGCCUCUGGAAGGCGAGGCGGCGGAUACGGGCGACGCUGCGAAGCAGGGGGCGACCGAGCGCGAUGGCGCGAUGGCGUUGGUGGUGGGGCUCCUUGCGAAUGAGAGCUUCAAGUCGGACAAGUUUAUGUAUGUGAAGGACCUGAAUCUGCCGUUGUAGGGCUUCUAUAAGUGGGUAUGUUGUACGAUGGUACAUGUGUGAAUAGAUUGUCUGCGUAGACGUGAGCAGCCCUCAUAUGCAAGUCAGCACGAACAUCAGUGAGCCGAUCAGUGUGGACUCGCUC
Molecule: messenger RNA, 1646 nt
Organism: Schizophyllum commune H4-8
Lineage: Eukaryota; Fungi; Basidiomycota; Agaricomycetes; Agaricales; Schizophyllaceae
Product: NAD(P)-binding protein
Exons: 6
Coding region: 179-1522 (447 amino acids)
Molecular function (GO): nucleotide binding
Source: RefSeq, a predicted model, not a curated record